AUGAGUGUCAGUUUACAAAAAAAAACCAUCGAAUACAGUGAAUACAAGUCAGAACUACAGCUGCCAGAGAUCAUUCGUCUGAUCGAAAACGACCUAUCAGAGCCUUAUUCAGUAUAUACAUAUCGCUACUUUAUUCACAAUUGGCCAAACUUGUGCUUCUUGGCAAAAGAUGGCGACAAAUACGUAGGCGUGAUUAUCUGCAAGCUAGAUAGACAUAAAGACAGACUUAGAGGAUACAUUGCUAUGUUGGCAGUAGCAAAGACACAUCGCAAAUUGUCGAUUGGAUCCAACCUAGUCAAAAAGGCUAUACACGCUAUGAAGGAUAUGAAUGCAGACGAGGUGGUAUUAGAAACAGAAUUUACCAACCAGGGCGCACUGGGAUUAUACCAACGAUUAGGAUUCAUCAAGGACAAGCGACUCUACAGAUACUAUCUCAAUGGCGUUGAUGCAUUUCGACUCAAACUGUUUUGUAAAACCAUGAUUAAACAAGAUGCUCAAGUAGUUUGA
Mucor velutinosus is the source of this 507-nucleotide messenger RNA. RefSeq lists its product as uncharacterized. The record is from RefSeq and is a predicted model, not a curated record. Gene Ontology annotation, cellular component: NatC complex. Bases 1 to 507 code for a protein of 168 amino acids. Lineage: Eukaryota; Fungi; Mucoromycota; Mucoromycetes; Mucorales; Mucoraceae. The transcript has 3 exons. Gene Ontology annotation, biological process: N-terminal peptidyl-methionine acetylation. Gene Ontology annotation, molecular function: protein-N-terminal amino-acid acetyltransferase activity.